Molecule: messenger RNA, 567 nt
Organism: Ophidiomyces ophidiicola
Lineage: Eukaryota; Fungi; Ascomycota; Eurotiomycetes; Onygenales; Onygenaceae
Exons: 3
Coding region: 1-567 (188 amino acids)
Source: RefSeq, a predicted model, not a curated record
AUGGCUGUCUCAUCUGCCAUUGAUGCUGCAAUACAAUCUUUCUCAUCUCUUCCAGCCGCAAUUGCCGCGAUUUACAGCGCUGUCGGUGACCGCAAAAUUGCUAGGUCAGAUUUCGGGUUUGCAAUUGUUGAUUGGGCAAGCUAUAUGGUGUCUAUCGAGCCGUAUGUCCGUCGUGCACUCGAAUUUCCAGAUAUCGGACUACAAGCCCAAAGAGUGCUAGACCUUUGCGUUUGGCUUGGUCACUGGCUAUACUCGAUCGGAUUUCGACAAUCGCGAGCGACUGCUAAACUGCCCACUCUCCAAGGACUUCGCUUUCCAUACUUUUGGUUGGACAAAAAGUACCAGCGCUUCGAGGCCAAGCUACAAUUGAUAAAAGUCGAGGGAGAACAGCUCAAACAAAGCGUAUCCUCUUUAAUGGAGAGCCCACUGCGCCUAUCGCUUCACCAAAAGCUAGACCAAGAUACACCUCUUCUUCCAGAGGAACCCUCUCCAGUACCCAAUUUACGAACGAUCCAUGAGACUGCGAACAAACUGGACUCGGUUUCAACGCGUCUACUCACAAAAUGA